Molecule: messenger RNA, 8973 nt
Organism: Peromyscus leucopus (white-footed mouse)
Lineage: Eukaryota; Metazoa; Chordata; Mammalia; Rodentia; Cricetidae
Gene: Rif1
Product: replication timing regulatory factor 1
Exons: 36
Coding region: 87-7790 (2567 amino acids)
Biological process (GO): telomere maintenance
Cellular component (GO): nucleus
Source: RefSeq, a predicted model, not a curated record
AGGCCUGCCCGGCUCCCGCGCGCCGCUGGGCCCCGCCCCCGCCGCCAUCUUGGUCGUGGAGGAGCGGGCGGCACGCGGUGGCCGACAUGACGGCCGCAGGUCGCAGCCCCCUGGAGCCGCUUCUGGAGACUUGGGAAGACCCCUCGGUCGCUCCCGGAGAGCAGACGGACGCCUACCUAACUCUGACCAGUCGUAUGACUGGACAAGAAGGAAAAGAAGUCAUUACAGAAAUUGAGAAAAAUCUUCCUCGGCUGUACACAGUUUUAAAGGCUCACAUUUCCAGUCAGAACUCAGAAUUGAGUAGUGCUGCUCUACAAGCCUUGGGAUUUUGCUUAUAUAAUCCCAAAAUUACCUCGGGAUUAUCAGAGGCAAAUAUUCAAGAACUGCUUUUAACCUUGAAUGGUAUCAUUAAGAGUUCAGACAAAAAUGUGUGUACCAGGGCACUGUGGGUAAUAUCCAAACAGACGUUUCCCACUGAACUUGUUAGCAAAAUGGUUUCCAGUAUUAUUGAUUCAUUGGAAGUGAUACUAAGUAAAGGAGAGGUACAUUCUGCUGUUGUUGAUUUUGAAGCAUUAAAUGUUAUUAUAAGGCUAAUUGAACAAACCCCAGUUCAAAUGGGAGAAGAGUCUGUGAGGUGGGCUAAAUUGGUCAUACCAUUAGUUGUUCACUCAGCUCAAAAGGUACAUUUGCGGGGAGCCACUGCUCUGGAGAUGGGGAUGCCAUUGCUGCUUCAGAAACAGCAAGAAAUAGCCCUGAUUACAGAGCACCUUAUGACUACUAAAUUAAUCUCAGAACUCCAAAAGCUAUUUAUGAAUAAAAAUGAGACUUAUGUAUUAAAAUUAUGGCCUUUGUUUGUCAAACUUCUUGGGAAGACCUUGCACCGAAGUGGGAGUUUCAUCAAUUCUUUGCUACAGCUAGAAGAACUGGGCUUCCGUAGUGGAACGCCCAUGAUUAAAAAGAUAGCUUUCAUUGCUUGGAAGAGCUUAAUAGAUAAUUUUGCUUUAAACCCAGAUAUACUUUGUAGUGCAAAAAGACUCAAGUUGUUAAUGCAGCCUUUGAGUUCCAUCCAUGUGAGAACAGAAACAUUAGCAUUAACAAAACUAGAAGUCUGGUGGUAUUUACUGAUGAGACUUGGACCUCAGCUCCCUGGCAAUUUUGAACAGGUUUGUGUGCCUCUGAUUCAGAGUACAAUAAGUGUUGAUAGUAUUGCUUCACCUCAAGGCAGUUCAUCUCGAGGGUCUACUUCUCCUGGCUUAAGUCCACUGACUCCUGGACAUAAAGGUGCUUCUUAUCCUGCAACUCCACGCAUGAACCAGAGUUCAAAUAUAGGUGGAAUGGCUUCAAUCCCUUCCAUUCAGCUUUUGGGACUGGAAAUGAUGCUUCACUUUUUAUUGGGUCCAGAAGUCUUGAAUUUUGCUAAGCAACACAAGCUUGUAUUGAGCUUAGAGCCAUUGGAGCACUCACUAAUCAGCAGCCCUUCCUUCUUCUCCAAGCAUGCGAAUAUACUUAUCACUGCUGUUCAUGAUAGCUUUGUUGCAGUUGGAAGAGAUGCUUCAGAUGCAGUCGUCAGUGCUAUCUGGAAGGAGCUCAUUAGCUUGGUGAAGUCAGUUACUGAAUCAGGAAAUAAGAAAGAAAGAUCAGGUUCUGAAGUUUUGACCCUCCUACUAAAAUCUUUGGAAAACAUAGUGAAGUCAGAAGUAUUUCCUGUAUCAAAAACACUGGUCCUCAUGGAAAUUACUGUUAAAGGACUUCCUCAGAAAGUAUUAGGUUCACCAGCAUAUCAGGUUGCUAAUAUGGAUAUUCUUAAUGGAACUCCAGCUUUGUUCUUAAUCCAGUUAAUUUUCAACAACAAUCUUUUAGAAUGUGGUGUAGCAGAUGAAAAGUUUUUUCUCAAUCUAGAAACACUUGUAGGAUGUGUGCUUUCUGGUCCAACUUCACCAUUGGCUUUUAGUGAUUCUGUACUAAGUGUGAUUAAUCAGAAUGCAAAGCAGUUGGCAAACAAGGAGCAUCUCUGGAGAAUGUGGAGUAUUAUAGUCAUUCCACUGACUGAUAGGAUUCAUCAGACCAAUGAAGUGAAUCAAGGUGAUGCCUUAGAACAUAAUUUUAGUGCCAUCUAUGGUGCAUUGACUUUACCAAUAAACCAUGUUUUUUCAGCUCAGACAUUUCCCAUGGCUACCAUGAAGACUUUACUUAAGACGUGGUCAGAGUUAUAUAGAGCAUUUGCACGCUGUGCUGCUCUGGUGGCGACAGCAGAAGAGAACUUGUGCUGUGAGGAACUUUGUUCUAAGAUACUGUGCAGCAUGGAAGAUGAAACCCUUUCGGAUUUGUUAUUCUUGGACAGGAUCUCUCAAAUUAUUAUCGUAAUGGUUGAUUGUAUCGACUUUUCACCGUAUAAUAUUAAAUAUCAGCCCAAAAUCAAAUCACCACAGAGAUCCUCAGAUUGGUCCAGAAAGAAGAAGGAACCCCUUGGGAAAUUGGCUUCUUUAUUUAAGCUAAUUGUGAGAGUGAUCCAUUCUUUCCACACUCUGACCUUCAAGGAAACAUAUUCUGACACACUGCUUACUAUUGGUAACUCUGUCAUCAGCAUGCUGUCCAGUAUAUUUGGACAUAUUUCCUUGCCGUCUAUGAUCCGAGAAAUAUUUGCCACUUUUACAAGACCUCUGGCUUUACUGUAUGAAAAUGCAAAGCUUGAUGAAGUUCCUAAAGUGUAUAAUAGUUUGAACAACAAGUUAGAAAAGCUAUUAGGAGAAAUCAUUGCUUGUCUACAGUACAACUACCCUGGAGCCUACGACAGUGAACUUCUUGGACAACUUUCUCCACUUCUGUGCAUAGUAUUUCUUCACAAGAAUAAACAGAUUCGGAAACAGAGUGCUCUGUUGUGGAAUGCUACAUUUGCUAAAGCGACAGCUCUGGUUUAUCCCGAGGAAUUAAAACCAAUAUUAAGACAAGCCAAACAAAAAAUUUUGCUUCUGUUGCCUGGUUUGGAAAAUGUUGAAAUGAUGGAUGAAUCCAGUGGGCCAUAUUCUGAUACAACAGAAAAUUCACAAUUAAAUGUCAAGAUAAGUGGCAUGGAAAGGAAAUCAAGUGGAAAAAGAGAUUCAUUUUUGGCACAGACAAAGGAUAAAAAAGAAAAUAUGAAGCUGUCGACCAAACUGAAAGUAGGAUCUUCGUCUCCAAAAUUAAAGAGUGGUAAUAAGCUUUUGGAAGAGGAAAAAUCUACUGACUUUGUGUUCAUACCUCCACAAGGAAAAGAGGGAAAGGCAAGAAUUCUGACUGAGCACCAGAAAGAAGUACUCAAGACAAAACGGUGUGAUAUUCCUGCCUUGUAUAAUAAUCUGGAUGUUUCACAAGACACCUUAUUUUCUGCUCAGUUUAGUCAAGAAGAAUCUAUGGAAAGCCUCACUUUAACUGAAAAACCAAAAGAAGAUGCCAAGAUAAUUAAGGAGGAACAAAUGGAGAGUGCCAUUUUCAUCUCUCAAGAUGCCAUGGAAAACUGUGGUGUGGAUGAACAUCCUGGAAAGGCUUCUUUACCAAAUGACUCUGGUUCUGUUGCUGAAACCAAUUCAGAAACACUGAGCGCUGGUAUUGAUGCUACAAAAAACAUGCUAAUUUCAUCAAAGAUAAUGUCAGCUGAAUAUUCAUCUGGUACAGAAACUUCACUGGUGGUCAGCAAUAGUUCGGUUUCUAAUGCCACUGUUUCUGGAACUCCUUCACAGCCUACAAGUCGGAGACAAACCUUUAUUACUUUGGAGAAAUAUGAUGGUUCAGAAAAUAGACCUUUUAGCCCAUCCCCUUUGAAUAGCAUGUCAUCCACUGUUACAGUGAGAAAUAACCAGGAAAACACAACUAAAACUGAUAUGCUACCAAAAGCAAGGAAAAGAGAAGUGACUCACUCAAAAUCUGACUCAGAAAAACUAGUGAACGGAGGUAAAAAGUCAGGACGUAGAUGGAGUAAAGUUGAGCAGUCAACUAAUAAAAAGUCUAAGCCUUCACUGAGAUCUGAACAGGAGGAACAUGCAUUAGAAAAUAACCCUCCUGAUUUGCUCAGUCAAACAGACUGUCUGUCAAAUCAUGAUCAUCCUUCUGGAGCUACCCUAGAGCAUGAAGAUAAAAAUCCUAAACCAACAGUAGAAAAUGCUUCAUUGGAAGACUUAGCUACAGAAGAAAAAAACGUAGGCAUUAAUAUGGAAUCUAAAGAAAAUACACCUCCGGUCGCAGCACCAGCAGAUCAAAUAGUAAAUGAAGAAAGUCAAGCUGUAGUAGCUCCAAAUCCAAAAAUCCUCAGACGGUCUUCAAGGCGACGUCCAGAAAUGAUGGAGUCUUCCAAUGACAGCCAAGAUAAGGAUAAUGGUCAACCAAAAAAGGAAAGACGGAAGGAAGAAGAAAAAACAGUUGCAAAGAGUCCAUUGCAUAUAAAAGAUGACAAGUUGCCCAAGCAAAAACUAACUGCUGAGUCAUCUCUGCAGGAAAAUUUAACCGAAAAAGGAAAUAGUUUACAUGAGAAAACUUUAGAGGAAUCCAGUGCUAAUGCUGAAAUUGACCAAAAUAAAAGAAAACCAGACCAUGAGAACAUUAGUUCUGAGGGAGGUAGUACCCAGGACAAUGUAGAUAAGUCAUCUGAGAAACCUUUGAGAGGACGUACACGUUACCAAACAAGAAGAGCAUCUCAGGGGUUACUAUCAGAACUAUCAGAACCUGAUAGUUCUGAGUCAAAGGAAGAAGUUUCCAGAAAGAAACGAUCUGGGAAAUGGAAAAAUAAAAGCAGUGAUAGUGUUGACAUUGAAGAACAAGAAGACAAAAUGGUCGAAGAGGAAUGUAUAAAAACUGCACAUGAGAUACAUGAUGGUCAGGCAGUUCCUGAAGCUCAUGUAGAUGCAGUGGCUCAGAUUUGUGAAGAAAGUGCCAAUAGGGUAAUCCUUCAGGAGUCUGCUGGGUCUUCAGAUUCACUGCCAGUUACUGAUACACCAGUUGCAGGUGAGGACACAAGUAAGACUAGCAAAUGUGUAGAUUACUCAUUUGCAAGUCCACCUGUGCCUGAAUCCAAUCUCAGGACUAGGAAUGCCACUAAAAGGUUAUAUAAACGAGAUACUGAUAGUAGUGCGGGAGAAUGCUCCAAAAUGGAGACAGCAGACAUUUCUGUACCUUCUGAGAAAUGGGCCCAAGCAGUUGAAUGCCAACACAAGAGAAGCAGGAGAGUCAGGAGAUCGAAGAGUUGUGACUGCUGUGGGGAAAAAUCACAAUCCCAGGAAAAGUCAUAUACUGGGUUAAAGAACACAGAGAGUUUUGCUAUAAAGAGCAUGGAGACAAAGACAACCCAGAUGCAAGCACCUGAGGCUACACCUGCAACUUGUGAAGCUAAUGAACACGCCAAAACAAAGCUGGUAGAUGAACAUCCUAGUAUGAAUUUUCAUGUGGGUCUUAAAGAAGAGAAUGGUGCUGCUGGUGACUUAGUUAAGUCUGAAACUGGAUUGGCAGAAGAUCGAAAAAAAGUCCCAUCUGAAAUAGGAAAUAUGAAAGAAAAAUCUCAUGAUACAGACUCUAGUGAAAUAGUAUCUGAAAUCCAAGAGCCAAGCAAUGAAAAAUUCACUGCUGAAGACCCAUGCUUAUGUGAUUCCAAGGACAUUUCACAGAGAUCUUCUUUAGAUAACAAAGUAGAAAGUCCAGACGCUGUUCUGAAAAGAGAAUCUGACAUUGGCGAUGUCGGGAAGGCAUGCAAAGUCAUAACCGGAUCCAGCUCAGAGGGCGGUGAAGCUAUGGAAUUAGAUGGAGGAAAUGACUCGCUUAUGGAAUUAGAUGGAGGAAAUGACUCGCUUGGAGCUGCCUUCUCUGAAAAGAGUGUCCACAUGGAUAUUCCUGUAGAUGUAGCAGCAGAGGAAGAUAAUAAAAAGGAUGAAUUUGAAGCAGUCACAGCUGAAGUGAAUGCUGAAGGAGCAGCCACCGAGGGCUUUAAUUCUGUUCUGAGUCUCUGUGAUCAUGCCACACCUGUAAGCAAGAGUGUCGAGAGUGAGCAUUCAGCAAGAGUGGACCUGGAGGAUGGUGUUCAGUGUGAUUCCGCAAGAGCAGACCUGGAGGAUGGUAUUCGAUCUGGUUCCGCAAGAGCAGACCUGGAGGAUGGUGUUCAGUCUGGUUCCGCAAGAGAGGAUCUGGAGGAUGGUGUUCAAUCUGAUUCCACAAGAGCGGAUCCGGAGGAUGGUGUUCAAUCUGAUUCCACAAAAGCGGAUCCGGAGGAUGGUGUUCAAUCUGAUUCCACAAAAGCGGACCUAGAGGAUGGUGUUCAAUCUGAUUCCACAAAAGCGGACCUAGUGGAUGGUGUUCAAUCUGGUUCCGCAAGAGUGGACCUAGAGGAUGGUGUUCAGUCUGGUUCCACACGAGUGGACCUGGAGCAUGGUGUUCAAUCUGAUUGCGGCUCCUGUGAGGAAAUGAACACAGAAACGGAAAGUUCCAAAGCAGCAGUGGUAGCCCAGUUGAAGAUGGAAGUUGGCGACACUGGAGAAGAGGAUAGGGGCAUGAUUGUUAGCACCUCUAUGUCUGAGGAAACUCCAGGUGGAAGACGAGGAGUCAAAACUGAGAGCUUUGUUUGCGACACACUUGAAAUGAGUUCUGAAGAAGGAACUGUUUGUUACAAAACUGAAACAAACAUUGAACUUAAAUUGGAUGAGACAAAAUUGAGUGACAACCAAAACGUAGUGGAUAAUAAUGUUCUGCAGGAAGUAUGCCUCACUUCAGAGAAAGUGGAGGAAUUACCACAGUCUCUGACAUCUGAAGUGGCUUCUGAACUGGUAGCAGAAAGCAGUAAUGCUUCUCCUGAAAAAUUAAGAGAGCUGGACCCUUCACUUGGAUCAGCAAAUGAAAGUCCUAGCGGUAUGCAAGCACGCUGUGUCUGGUCACCGUUGGCUUCUCCAUCCACAAGCAUUUUAAAGAGAGGACUUAAAAGAGCCCACGAAGAUGAGAUCUCAUCACCAGUUAACAAGGUUAGACGUGUCUCGUUUGCAGACCCAAUAUACCAAGCAGGAUUGGCAGAUGACAUUGAUAGGCGCUGCUCAGUUGUUAGGUCACAUUCUUCAAAUAGCUCUCCCAUAAUAAAAAGUGUUAAAACUUCACCUACUUCACACUCUAAGCAUAAUACCACUUCAGCCAAAGGAUUUCUGUCCCCAGGACCACAGAGCUCUAAGUUUAAGAGCUCAAAGAAGUGUUUAAUUACAGAAAUGGCCAAAGAAUCCAUGCUAUCCCCAACAACAGAGAGUGUUUACCCAGCUUUGGUAAACUGUGCAGCAUCAGUCGACAUCAUUUUACCUCAAAUUACAUCAAACAUGUGGGCAAGAGGUCUAGGACAACUUAUCAGAGCCAAGAACAUAAAGACAAUUGGUGAUUUGAGUACUCUUACAGCAUCAGAAAUAAAAACUCUUCCUAUUCGCUCUCCAAAGGUGUUUAAUGUAAAAAAGGCUCUCAGAGUGUACCAUGAGCAACAGAUGAAAUCUCGUGGACUUGAAGAGAUUCCAGUUUUUGAUAUUUCUGAGAAGGCAGUAAAUGGAGUAGAAAGCAAGCCCCUCUCAACUGAUGAAGAAAAGCUUGCCUCAGAUUUGAUUGAUCCUGUAACCGUGGAUACCCCAUUGUCUAAAAAUCUUGUGGCACAAAUUAGUGCUCUUGCUCUUCAACUGGAUUCAGAAGAUCUGUACAGUUACUCUGGAAGCCAGCUAUUUGAAAUGCAUGAGAAACUUGGUACCAUGGCAAACUCUAUAAUAAGAAAUCUACAGUCACGUUGGAGAUCACCAGUCCAUGAAAAUUCUUAGUAUUUUAAGAAAAUGGAAAGUUUUUUCACCACCAGAUUUUAUUUUUUGGCUUUUAGAAAUAUCUGCACCAUUUAAAGAGGAAAAUUUGCAGAGUUGAUAAGAUAUCAAAUCCUGAAAGACAAUGAAUUAUUAGGUCAGUUUUAUAAAUUCAUUAGUAAAGAUAUUCCCUACUGUAUUUUCUUGGCCAGUAUACAUAGUUUUUUUAAAAGAAAUUUAAAUGUUACUGAAACUUGAAAGCAAACGAGAUAUACAUACUUUUUUUUUCAUACAUUAACUCAUGCAUAUUUUGGUGUAGCUCAUACAAAUAUUUUAAGUAAGAUAGAAAAGUUUUAUUUACACUUGAACUGAUAAAGGUGUUUAUACUUUUUCAAAAAUAUUUAUAUUUGUUGUGCUUGGUGAAACACCUGUACUGAGAUGCAAAAGAAUGAGAGCAUUUCUUUCAUAUAACACCUGUAGAAAACCUUUGAGAGAAAUACCAAUUUUCAAUUUGUUAGUUAAAAUUAACACUUAAUUGCUAACAUUCCAUUCAUUUGGCAUUGGCAAAUAUUUGUGCAGCAGCAUUUGCCUGUGAAAAUGUGCUCUUAUGAGGUAUAGUGUUCACUCUUACAUGCAUGACUUUGUACAUUAUGUAUAAAAGACAGUGUUUUUUUAAUUUAUAAAGUUCAGCCUUCGUUAAUUGCACGAGUUUCUGCAGCUUCAUGUGAAUACCAUUGUUUUGUUUAAUAGAAACUUUUGUAUAUAUUUAAUAUCAAAAUAUCCAUAUGGAUAUUAAAAAUACUUCAUGACGUACUGUGGAUAUUUGUAGGAGUCUGUAUCUACAAAUAAAGCAACAGAUAGUUUUGUAUUUAGUUAAAACAUGAGUUUAUUUUCUAAAGUGUCCAGAAUAAUUAAAAUUAUUAGAACCAAAAAAUAUUACAUGCCACUACUUUUUUUUUUUCUUUUUCUUUUGGUUUUGGAAGAGGAUCCCAAGCCACUAGAAAAUGUGCCUAUGUUUCUUCUUAAUGGAGAGUUAGCCUGGAUAUUUUCAUUGCAGAUUGUACUAUAAGACAUAGAGAUACCUGGUUUAAUCACAUAUGUUGAAAACUAAACUUGGAAGAAAUUUGAAACUGCCCUUUUUAUAUGUAUGUUUUGUCUAGUUAAAAAAAAAAUAGGAUAUAUAUAAUUAAACCGUUUGUAAAUUUUA